Molecule: messenger RNA, 1182 nt
Organism: Ylistrum balloti
Lineage: Eukaryota; Metazoa; Mollusca; Bivalvia; Pectinida; Pectinidae
Product: mucin-2-like
Exons: 2
Coding region: 1-1182 (393 amino acids)
Source: RefSeq, a predicted model, not a curated record
AUGACAGAUGGGUGGUCGGGUGGUCGGGUGGCCAGAUGGCUCCAUGAUCGAUCCAAACCAAACAACAAUACGACGCUAACAUACAAGCCAGAACAAGGCGCCAAAGCCAUACCAUAUAACGAUACUAGAACUAACAGCAACGCGACACAGGAUCCAAAACAGACCACGGACCCAGAUCGAAACCUCAACACGACACCAGAUCCAACUAUCAACACGACACUAGAACCAAACAUCAUAACGACACCAGAUCCAACCAUCAACACGACACUAGAACCAAACAUCAUAACGACACCAGAUCCAACCAUCAACACGACACAGGAGUCAAACAUCAACACGACACAGGAGUCAAACAUCAACACGACACCAGAUCCAACCAUCAACAAGACACAGGAGUCAAACAUCAACACGACACCAGAUCCAACCAUCAACACGACACAGAAAUCAAACAUCAGCACGACACCAGAUCCAACCAUCAACACGACACUUGAACCAAACAUCAUAACGACACAAAAACUCAACAUCAACACGACACCAGAAUUAAACAUUAACAUGACUCCAGAACUGAACAUUAACACGACACGGGAGCCAAACAUCAACACGACACCAGAACUAAACAUUAACACGACACUUGAACUAAAAAUUAACACGACACUUGAACCAAACAUUAACACGACACCAGAACUCAACAUCAACACGACACAGAACCAAAACAUUAAUACGACAGGGGAGUCAAACAUCAACACGACACCAGAACUAAAUAUUAACACGACACUUGAACCAAACAUCAGCACGACACCAGAACUAAACAUUAACACGACACAGGAGUCAAACAUCAACACGACACCAGAACUAAACAUGAACACGACACCAGAACUAAACACUAAUGCGACACGGGAGUCAAACAUGAACACGACACCAGAACUAAACAUCAACACGACACAGGAGCCAAACAUCAACACGACACCAGAACUAAACAUCAACACGACACAGGAGCCAAACAUCAACACGACACCAGAACUAAACAUUAACACGACACGGGAGCCAAACAUCAACACGACACCAGAACUAAACAUCAACACGACACAGGAGCCAAACAUCAACACGACACCAGAACUAAACAUUAACACGACACAGGAGCCAAACACCAACUUGACGUCGCCAGAACCAACACUUUUAACAUGA